CUUCGACUUCAUUAGAGCCGCGGCCAUGCUCGCUGUGGCCACUCUCGCUGUGGGCCUCCUCCCACAGGUCCGCGUCUCGUGGCCAGUCUUCGAGCUCGCCAGGCCGGCCGUCGUACCUGGACCACCAGCUGAAUCGCUCGGCUCUGCCAUCGCUGGCAUCGCCGCGGCAGCGCUCAUUGCAGCCACGCCGACGACGGUGGCUGCUCUUGAGCCUGAGUUGGGGCAGUACGAGUCGGGGUACCCGAUGAUGCUGGUCGCAAAGGCACCGAGCAAGGCCGCCGAGAUCGACGAGACCGCCGCGCUCAAGGCCAAGCUCGAGGCGGCGGCCAAGGUCGCGGCUGCCCGCGCCGAGGCUGCAGACGCGCCUGCGGCGGCGGCAAAGGCGGCGGCGGCAGAGGUGGCGCCGAGUGCGCCGAGCGCAAAGGAGACGCAGCUGGCCGAGGCCAAAGCGGCCAAGGCGGCCAAGGCCGCCGCCGCCAAGGCGGAACUCGCCGAAGCCUCGGCUGCCAAGGCGGCCAGCAGAGACGCGGCCAAGGCGGCGGCGGCGAACGCGGCGGUGGCGCAGGCCAAGGCUGAGAAGGAGGCAACGGCGCUGGCGGCCAAGGCGGCCAAGGAGACGCAGCUCGCAGAGGCCAAGGCGGCGAAGGAGGCGGCGGCGGCGGCCAGGGCGUCCGAGGCGGCAGAGGCCAAAGCGACUAAGGAGGCGCAGGCGCUGGCGGCCAAGGCGGCGAAAGAGACGCUGCUGGCAGAGGCAAUGGCGGCGAAGGAGGCGGCGGCGGCGAAGACGACGGCAGCGGCGCAGGGGGGCAAGGCGAGCUCGGCGGCGGUUGCUGUGGUAGCAAAGCCCACCGCCCCGGCCGCCAGCGCGAAGGCGGCGGCGCGCGGCGCGCUGGCCCAGCUGCCCGUUUCCUCGCGGCCGGAAGACGUCGUGCUCGCCGUGCGGAGCGGCGCCGUCCCGAACCUGCUGACCAAGACGCUCCCCUCCUCGGUUGGAGUCACGCUGCCCGGCGUGGGCCCGCUGCGAGUCGACGCCACGCCCGAGGAGGUCGCCGCGUCGGACAUCGUCGUCUCUCUGCCGCGAGACCUCGUCAAGGCGGGCAAUAUCUCGGCUGCCACGCCCGAGGAGGUCGCCGCGUCGGACAUCGUCGUCUCUCUGCCGCGAGACCUCGCGGGCAAGCUGGCCGCGGGCGGCGACGCCGGCGCCUGCCUGAUUGAGCCGCGCCGCUGCUCCCGCCCCCUUUCCUUGUCGUUCUUAGUCCCCCACCUGAUGCGCAGGGGUCUCCCUCAAUGCCCCCCGGGUGUGUGUCGCACACCUCUCGUGUUUCUUUUAACCCCCCCCCCCCCCCUGUCAUCAAACGAGGCGUCCGCCUGGCUGUGCCCGGCCUCUCACCCCCGCGCCCUUCCUGUGUAGCCUCAGCCCUCCCCUUCCGUUUCCUUAGGCGUCUCGCUGACUGUGCCUGGCCUGGUCA
This is a messenger RNA of Emiliania huxleyi CCMP1516, 1469 nucleotides long. RefSeq lists its product as hypothetical. The record is from RefSeq and is a predicted model, not a curated record. Bases 26 to 1411 code for a protein of 461 amino acids. The transcript is spliced from 8 exons. NCBI's taxonomy places the organism in Eukaryota, Haptophyta, Isochrysidales, Noelaerhabdaceae.